AUGUUGGGGCCGUGGCGAGGAGGAGGAGGAGGGUGGACUGAGCCGUGGUUUGGGUCUGAAGUGUGGGACCCUUUCGGCGUAGGAUUAGGAAUAUCUGACUGGGAACUACAAGGCGGCGGUGAUGAAACCUCUGCUGUCGCUAAUGCUCAUGUUGAUUGGCGUGAGACCGACAACGCUCACAUCUUUGUUGCUGAUCUUCCUGGAGUGAAAAAGGAGGACGUGAAGGUCCACGUGGAGGACGGCAACAUGUUGCAAAUAAGCGGGCAGAGGGUUCAGGAGCAGGAGAAGACUGACGACAAGUGGCACCGCGUGGAGAGGCAGCUUGGCAGUUUCGUGAGGCGGUUUUGGCUGCCCAAGAAUGCUGACUCGGAUAAGAUCAAAUGCGGACUCGAAAACGGGGUGCUGAAGGUGACAGUUCCGAAGAAGGACGCAGAGCAGAACCCAAAAGAUGUUAGAACCAUCGAUGUGGCCUAG
Prunus armeniaca (apricot) is the source of this 474-nucleotide messenger RNA. The record is from the annotation of a GenBank genome assembly. NCBI's taxonomy places the organism in Eukaryota, Viridiplantae, Streptophyta, Magnoliopsida, Rosales, Rosaceae.